AAGACUGGUGAUUUUUCUCUUCCCCUGCAAAACCCCCAGAAAACCCUGCAAUUGGCCCACGCCCCUUCUUCUCCUUUCUCCUUCGCUCACCUUCUCCAUUGUCUUGCUUACCACGAAGAAACCCACUCACCCUCUGAACCAGUCAACCCCCAAAUUCCAAAUCCCAACUCAAAUCCAAGUAUGGAGAAAUCGAGCGGCUCAUAAAAAAAAAUGGCUACUUUUCUAUAUUCAGUUCAAAUCCAUUAUAUACGAGGGUGAGCAUGGUAUUUAGAAUACCCAUCAGCUAACCCACCUGUCACUCCAAUUCUGACUUCCCAUUCCUCCAUUGCCAUGCUAAAUCAUAGCCUAGUUUGGAAGCCAGUCUCUCAACUUGGCUGAGGGUUGCAUCCGAACCAUUCCUCAAAAUGACGUCGUUUCGGCUCUUGUCUCGGGCAUCGCGUAGGCUUCUGAAGCCUCCUUCACUCUCUCGCUCCCAUCUCUCUGCUGCAGUCUCUACCUAUCACCCAACCACCAAACCCAGCCCUAAAGAAACGCCUUUCAUCCCUUUUAAUCUCAGGCACCGUUGGAUUCCCGGUUAUCAUCUUGAUUCUGAUCUCAGGCUCGUAGCGCACAUAUCCACUUCAUCGAACAAGGACGACGACCGGGUCAGCGAUGACCCGAAAGCCCAAGCUUCUUGGAUCGACGCUUAUUUGCCCAGGCAGGCCCGCCCUUAUGCUAAGCUCGCUCGCCUCGACAAGCCCAUUGGCACCUGGUUGCUUGCUUGGCCUUGCAUGUGGUCAAUAACAUUGGCAGCAACCCCAGGACACCUUCCUGAUAUUAAGAUGUUGACACUAUUUGGAUGUGGGGCUUUGCUUUUAAGGGGCGCUGGAUGUACCGUAAAUGAUCUCCUUGAUCGGGAUAUUGACACCAUGGUGGAACGUACAAAGUUGCGGCCAGUUGCGAGUGGUCUUUUGACACCUUUUAAAGGGUUGUGUUUUCUUGGAUUUCAAUUGCUUUUGGGUCUUGGAAUUCUCCUCCAACUGAAUAAUUAUAGCCGUGUUUUGGGGGCUUCGUCUUUGUUGCUAGUUUUCUCCUAUCCCCUCAUGAAAAGGUUGACAUUCUGGCCUCAAGCAUACCUAGGUUUGACCUUUAACUGGGGAGCUUUGUUAGGAUGGGCUGCAAUUAAAGGAAGCAUUGAUCCAGCUAUAGUACUUCCAUUGUACAUUUCUGGAGUAUUUUGGACACUUGUGUAUGAUACGAUAUAUGCGCAUCAGGAUAAAGAAGAUGAUCUGAAGGUUGGUGUCAAAUCUACCGCUUUGAGGUUUGGUGAUUCAACAAAGGAGUGGAUUACUGGGUUUGGAAUCCUGUGCAUCAGUAGUCUUGCCCUCAGUGGAUAUAAUGCCGAAAUUGGCUGGCCAUAUUAUGCACUUUUGGCAGUUGCAUCUGGACAAUUAGCUUGGCAGAUAUGGACAGUUGACCUUUCAUCCAGGCUUGAUUGCAAUAGAAAGUUUGUGUCGAACAAGUGGUUUGGUGCUAUUAUUUGCAGUGGAAUCUUAUUGGGAAGACUUUCAUCAUAGGGCAUUAUUUAUAUGGCCAAAGUUCAGAUGAUUUAUGGGGUACUGCUUGUUGAAUUUGCAAGGAAUAUCCCCAAACGGAGGUAGCAGAACCAUUGCUGUGCAGCAUUCAAAUUGCAGGGAUUUGUAUGUCACAUCUAUAGUCGUCAAGAACUGAGAUACACAUCAAACUAGAGUGAUAGACCCUUUCCUUGGGGGUGUUUGAAAUUAAAUGUAUUAUUGAUACCUUUUUUUUGGGGGGGGGGUAAUAUUGUACUGUUUUCCAUUGUUGUAAUAUCAUUCUUUCAGUAGUUGAGGAUAUUGUUGUAAGAUCAUGCUGGUUUUUAAGGGUCCUCCCUCUUCUU
This is a messenger RNA of Rosa rugosa (rugosa rose), 1897 nucleotides long. RefSeq names its product 4-hydroxybenzoate polyprenyltransferase, mitochondrial-like. Gene Ontology annotation, molecular function: prenyltransferase activity. The transcript is spliced from 9 exons. The record is from RefSeq and is a predicted model, not a curated record. Bases 405 to 1556 code for a protein of 383 amino acids. Gene Ontology annotation, biological process: ubiquinone biosynthetic process. Gene Ontology annotation, cellular component: mitochondrial inner membrane. Lineage: Eukaryota; Viridiplantae; Streptophyta; Magnoliopsida; Rosales; Rosaceae.